This is a messenger RNA of Actinia tenebrosa (Australian red waratah sea anemone), 1763 nucleotides long. RefSeq names its product LIX1-like protein. Gene Ontology annotation, biological process: autophagosome maturation. Gene Ontology annotation, cellular component: cytoplasm. Lineage: Eukaryota; Metazoa; Cnidaria; Anthozoa; Actiniaria; Actiniidae. The record is from RefSeq and is a predicted model, not a curated record.
GCCAGUUGAACUUUGUAAUGCAGAACGAAGUUUAGUCUGAACUUAGCCAAAAUUYCCUUCCUUUCCCCUCGAAAUACCCACAUUUAAAGAUACCUGCGUAUUAUAGGACAAUUAAUAUUUAGUUCUAGUCAUGUAAACUUGCUUUAAAGAUGAUUUAAGGGGAUGUUUUAAGACACGAAAGACGAAUCGUUUUCGAAGAGAAGACAAGAUGGCGACGAGAACGGGUGAUGCUUCGAAAGGUAUUCUAAACCAAGGCUUUUCUGCUGGUUCUAAUGGAAAAUCAGUGUUAAAAGAAGCUGUAGAUGCUGUAUUAACGUCCUUUGCAAAGCAUACACAAGGCCAUGGUGGAGCUGUGAAUGUAGAGGAGGCUUUGCAAGAAUUCUGGCAAAUGAAAGACACAGAUACAGGAUCCAAAAUCCAGCAUAGAAAAAGUGUGAAAUAUGAGCCAGAGAUGUCCGACAGACCUCCAUAUGUCUGCUUCGUAACCUUACCAGAGGGGAGCUGCUUUGGCAGUUUUCAACCUUGUCCAACCAAAGCCGAAGCCAGGCGAAGCGCUGCUAAGAUUGCGCUCAUGAAUUCGGUUUUUAAUGAACAUCCAUCAAGGAGAAUAACUGAUGAUUUUAUUGAUCUUGCUGUCAAAGAAGCUCAAGAAACAGAAAAACAGAUUGCUACGAAGAGAAGAACACUAUCCCUCAAGGCCCAAGACCCAGAUAAUCCCAGUACAGGGGUAGGAGCAUUCAGAUUCAUGCUCAAUUCCAACAAAGGCCGCACCAUGUUAGAAUUCCAGGAACUCAUGACCAUAUUCCAGUUAUUGCACUGGAAUGGUAGUUUAAAGGCCAUGCGUGACCGCGACUGCUCUAGACAAGAGGUGCUGGCACAUUAUACUGCAAGGGUAAUCGAUGACGACAUGCGCAGCCAAAUGGCACUCGAUUGGAUUUCACGAGAGCAAGAGCAGCCAGGAAUUAUAAAGAAAGAAACUGAGCGUGCUUUUAAGGAGCUAGAACAAUGUAGGUUGGCUGGAAGGGAGUUGAGAUUUCCUAAAGAGAAGAGAGACAUUUUAAGGAUGGCUUAUGAUCAACUUCGAAAUGUCUAAGGUCCAACUCUUUUCAACUUUAAUGCCAAUAUGGUCGCUACCCACCCCUCCCCUGUAGACAAAGACACGUAAAUCAUGAUCUAAAGCUUUGACAUGUGGGUGUAAUAUUUUCCAUUUCAGACUAUAUGUAAUUUCCUUGUUAUCUUCUCAAUCCUUAAGGCCGGUUUUCACUACAAUGCAAGCAUAAGCACAAACACAAGACUUAGUAUAAACAGGCCUUAUUUUAUUGUGAAAACUUUCUAACGCAAUGAUAAACACAAGCAUAAGGAUCAAAUUUUUUCCUUUUUGUUGCGCUUGUGCUUAAGCUUAUGCUGCGCCAGUGAAAACUAAACACAAUACAAGAGCAAUGAUGGUGAAUGAUUAAUGCAUGUCAUGUGACCAAUCACGACAGCACAGAAGAGGCAUGGCACUAGUUGCGCUUGUACUUAUUUCACAACUUUUUUUCAUUGAAAUAAGGUCUCUUGUGUUUGUGCUUAUGCUUGCACCAUAGUGAAAACCAGGCUUUACUGGUAAACAACGAAAUAAUACCCAAGGGAAUGUCAUGUUUUCUGAAAUGGACAAACGUUAUACCCAAGUGGUAUUAGGUCUAUUGACCUAUUAAGCUUGGUUAUGGUGUCAGUGAUGCCAUAAGGGGGAUUUCAUUUUCUAAAUUCCCUUUUUUUUUUUUUUU